Messenger RNA from Hyla sarda, 5545 nucleotides. RefSeq names its product oocyte zinc finger protein XlCOF7.1-like. Bases 71 to 4069 code for a protein of 1332 amino acids. The record is from RefSeq and is a predicted model, not a curated record. NCBI's taxonomy places the organism in Eukaryota, Metazoa, Chordata, Amphibia, Anura, Hylidae. The transcript has 6 exons. Gene Ontology annotation, biological process: negative regulation of transcription by RNA polymerase II. Gene Ontology annotation, molecular function: DNA-binding transcription repressor activity, RNA polymerase II-specific.
CGCAGGUCCUGUUAGUACACUUCCUAUAAGCACAGAGCUCCUGUAUUGCUUUUGGGUGAAGGAAGAAGACAUGAACAAUAUCAAUGCUCCGGAGACAGAUGUGAGGGGUGAUGAAACGUAUAAGGAAGACAUUCCUUCAGGGAAAGAUCUGAUCUAUAUUUAUGCUACAAACAUAAAGGAAGACAAAGAAGAGACAGAUGUGAGCAGUGAUGAGCAGUAUAAGGAUAUUCCUACAGGGAAAGAUAUGAUCUAUAUUAAUGCUACAGACGUAAAAGAAGAAGAAGAAGAGACAGAUGUGAGCGGUGAUGAGCAGUAUAAGGAGGACAUUCCUACAGGGAAAGAUCUGAUCGAUAUUAAUGCUACAGACAUAAAGGAAGAAGAAGAGACAGAUGUGAGCAGUGAUGAGAAGUAUAAGGAGGACAUUCCUACAGGUAACCACCCAGCAGAUGACUGUACCAGGAGAUCAGAGGAGAAUCUUAUAUCUUCAGAUUAUAAAGCAGAUGAUGAUAUCACACAAGAUACAUAUGAAGAACAUUCCAUUAUCCCAGAUACACCCUCAGCCCUUCACAGCCAAGAUCUCUCAUCUCAUCCUGUUAUACAAGUCCGACCUAAAGAUUCAUCUCAGUCUGUUAAGCAAAAUGAGGAGAAACCAUUUUCAUGUCCAGAAUGUGGGAAGUGUUUUACGCGAAAAUACUCUCUUGUUAAACAUCAAAGAACUCACACAGGAGAAAAGCCAUUUUCAUGUCCAGAAUGUGGGAAAUGUUUUACCGAAAAAUCAUCUCUUGCUUAUCACCAAAGAACUCACACAGGAGAGAGGCCAUUUUCAUGUCCAGAAUGUGGGAAAUGUUUUAUCGACAAAUCAGCUCUUUCAUAUCAUCAAAAAACUCACACAGGAGAGAAGCCACAUUCAUGUCCGGAAUGUGGGAAAUGUUUUCCUGAUAAAUCAUCUCUUGUGAUUCAUCAACGAAUUCACACAGGAGAAAAGCCAUAUUUAUGUUUAGAAUGUGGAAAAAGUUUUGCUCAGAAAUCGUCUCUUGUUAAACAUCAAAGAAUUCACACAGGAGAGAAGCCAUUUUCAUGUACAGAAUGUGGAAAAUAUUUUACUCAUAAGUUAUCUCUUGUUAUACAUCAAAGAAAUCACAGGGGAGAGAGGCCAUUUUUAUGUCCAGAAUGUGGAAAAUGUUAUAACAAUAAAUCACAGCUCGUUCAACAUCAAAAAAGUCACACAGGAGAAAAAUGUGAAAAAUGUGGAAAAUGUUUUACUCUAAAAUCAGUUCUUGUUGAACAUCAAAAAAUUCACAAAGUAAGGAAGCCAUUUUCAUGUUCAGAAUGUGGAAAAUGUUUUACUCGGAAAUCAAUUCUUGUUCAACAUCAAAGAACUCACACAGGAGAGAAGCCAUUUUCAUGUUCAGAAUGUGGAAGAUGUUUUACCCAUGAAUCACAUCUUGUUAAACAUAAAGAAACACACACAAGAGAAAUGCCAUUUUCAUGUUUAGAAUGUGGAAAAUAUUGUAUAUCUAAAGCACAUCUUGCCACACAUCAACGAACUCACACAGGGGAGAAACCAUUUUCAUGUUCAGAGUGUGGGAAAUGUUUUACAUCUAAAUCAAUUCUUGUCAAACAUCAAAGAACUCACACAGGAGAGAAGCCAUUUUCAUGUUCUGAAUGUUGUAAACAUUUUACUCAGAAAUCAAUACUUAUCAGACAUCUAAAAAUUCACACAGGAGAGAAGCCCUUUUCUUGUUCAGAAUGUGGAAAACCUUUUACUCAGAAAUCAGAUCUUGUUAAACAUGAAAUGACUCACACAGGAGAGAAGCCAUUUUCAUGUUCAGAAUGUGGGAAAAGUUUUACUGAGAAAUCACAUCUUAUCAGACAUACAAGAAUUCACAGUCCUGUUAGUACAUUUCCUAUAAGCACAGGGCUCCUGUAUUGCUUUCGGGUGAAGGAAGAAGACAUGAGCGAUAUUAACGCUCCAGAGACCAAUGGGAGCGAUGAUGAGCAGUAUAAGGAGGACAUUCCUUCAGGGAAAGAUCUGAUCUAUAUUAAUGCUACAGACAUAAAGGAAGAAGAAGAAGAGACAGAUGUGAGCGGUGAUGAGCAGUAUAAGAAGGACAUUCCUACAAGAAAAGAUCCAAUCUAUAUUAAUGCUAAAGACAUAAAGGAAGAAGAAGAGACAGAUGUGAGCGGUGAUGAGCAGUAUAGGGAGGACAUUCCUACAGGGAAAGAUCUGAUUGAUAUUAUUACUACAGACAUAAAGAAAGAAGAAGGAGAGACAGAUGUGAGUAGUGAUGAGCAGUAUAAGGAAGAUAUUCCUACAGGAAAAGAUCUGAUCUAUAUUAAUACUACACACAUAAAGGAAGAAGAAGAGACAGAUGUGACUGACGAUGAGCAGUAUAGGGAGGACAUUCCUACAGGUAACUGCCCAGAUGACUGUACCAGGAGAUCAGGGGAGAAUCUGAUAUCUUCAGAUUAUAAAGCAGAUGAUGAUAUCACACAAGAUACAUAUGAAGAACAUUCCAUUAUCCCAGAUACACCCUCAGCCCUUCACAGCCAAGAUCUGUCAUCUCAUCCUGUUAUACAAGUCCGACCUAAAGAUUCAUCUCAGUCUGUUAAACAAAAUAAGGAAAAACGAUUUUCAUGUCCAGAAUGUGGGAAAUGCUUUACUGAGAAAUACUAUCUUGUUAAACAUCAAAGAACUCAUACAGGAGAGAAGCCAUUUUCAUGUCUAGAAUGUGGGAAAUGUUUUACUAGUAAAUACUCUCUGGUUAAACAUCAAAGAACUCACACAGGAGAGAAGCCAUUUUCAUGUCCAGAAUGUGGGAAGUGUUUUACCGAAAAAUCAUCUCUUGCUUAUCAUCAAAGAACUCACACAGGAGAGAGGCCAUUUUCAUGUCCAGAAUGUGGGAAAUGUUUUAUCGACAAAUCAGCUCUUUCAUAUCAUCAAAAAACUCACACAGGAGAGAAGCCGUUUUCAUGCCCAGAAUGUGAAAAAUGUUUUCCUGAUAAAUCAUCUCUUGUGAUUCAUCAACGAGUUCACACAGGAGAGAAGCCAUAUUUAUGUUUAGAAUGUGGAAAAAGUUUUACUCAGAAAUCAUCUCUUGUUAAACAUCAAAGAAUUCACACAGGAGAGAAGCCAUUUUCAUGUUCAGAAUGUGGCAAAUAUUUUACUCAUAAAUUAUCUCUUGUUAUUCAUCAAAGAAAUCACAGGGGAGAGAGGCCAUUUUUAUGUCCAGAAUGUGGAAAAUGUUAUAACAACAAAUCACAGCUUGUUCAACAUCAAAAAAGUCACAUAGGAGAAAAAUGUGAAAAAUGUGGAAAAUGUUUUACUCUGAAAUCAGUUCUUGUUGAACAUCAAAAAACCCACAAAGUAAAGAAGCCGUUUUCAUGUUCAGAAUGUGGAAAAUGUUUUACUCGGAAAUCAAUUCUUGUUCAACAUCAAAGAACUCACACAGGAGAGAAGCCAUUUUCAUGUUCAGAAUGUGGGAGAUGUUUUACUCAUGAAUCACAUCUUGUUAAACAUAAAGAAAUGCACACAAGAGAAAUGCCAUUUUCAUGUUCAGAAUGUGGAAAAUAUUGUAUAUCUAAAGCACAUCUUGUCAUACAUCAAAGAACUCACACAGGGGAGAAACCAUUUCCAUGUUCAGAGUGUGGGAAAUGUUUUACAUCUAAAUCAAUUCUUGUCAAACAUCAAAGAACUCACACAGGAGAGAAGCCAUUUUCAUGUUCUGAAUGUUGUAAAUAUUUUACUCAGAAAUCAAUACUUAUCAGACAUCUAAGAAUUCACACUGGAGAGAAGCCGUUUUCUUGUUCAGAAUGUGGAAAACAUUUUACUCAGAAACCACACCUUGUUAAACAUCAAAUGACUCACACAGGAAAGAAGCCAUUUUCAUGUUCAGAAUGUGGGAAAAGUUUUACUGAGAAAUCACCACUUAUCAGACAUACAAGAAUUCACACAGGAGAGAAGCCGUUUUCAUGUUCUGAAUGUGGGAAAUGUUUUACUGAGAAAUCACAUCUUAUCAGACAUACAAAAAUUCACACAGGAGAGAAGAAAAAUCAGAGCAAUAAAUGAUACAAUAAAUUCUCCUGAUUUUCUCCUGUUUUCUAUUCCUGUGUCCAUCCCUUUUUUUAACUCAUUUUUUAACUGCACAGAGGAGAGAAACAACAGCAAAGAGAACAAUGCCACGUUUGGCUGUUUUUGCCCAAGAAAAACUGGGAAACCCAGCCUAAGAUCUUACAGCGUACAUACCUGAUAUGGGGAUUGGUUGGACAAGGCCUGCUUGUCCUCGGUGUACGGAGCCCUGCUUGUCCUCAGUGUAUGAAGCCCUGCUUGUCCUCGGUGUACGGAGCCCUGCUUGUCCUCAGUGUAUGAAGCCCUGCUUGUCCUCGGUGUACGGAGCCCUGCUUGUCCUCAGUGUACAGAGCCCCGCUUGUCCUCAGUGUAUGAAGCCCUGCUUGUCCUCGGUGUACGAGGUCCUCCGUGUACAGAGCCCUGCUUAUCCUCGGUGUACGGAGCCCUCCUUGUCCUCGGUGUACGGAGCCCUGCUUGUUCUUGGUGUACAGAGCCCUGCUUGUUCUUGAUGUAGGCAGCCCUGCUUGUCCUCGGUGCAUGGAGCCCUGCUUGUUCUUGGUGUACAGAGCUCUGCUUGCUCUUAUUGCAAUUCAAGAUGUACCCUUUUUGUAGGCUUGUGUGUAAGAAACAUUAUGUGAGUUCUCUGAAAUGUCGUAUACAUAAAACCUAUAUUUGACAAAUAAUUCUGUUAAUGUCUCCACUCUGUCGUGGCAUUUCAGGGAAUAUCUCAAUAAUACUUUCAGAUUAGAGAUACAAAGCAUUGAAAAAAGUACCCCUUCUAAAAGGGGGCGGUAAUGUACAUAGUAAACUACUCAAUAGAGAAAUUUAUUGGAUCUUUGUUCCUGCGACAAGACAACCAUGUGGUUUAUAUUCAUCAUAAUCUUAUUCUUACUUAUUGAAUUUCCAUUUGUUCUAGCAAGAUGUUUUUCGAUUAUAUAUGCCUUGUGUCUACACUAGAACAGUCUUCAUACAUGUGUUUGAGCCAGGUUUGCAUUUUUUGGGGUGCAGGCUUUUUUUCCGCUUGCAGGCUAUGACAUUUAGGGUUUAAGAUUCACUAUAAAUUGUAAUAUAAAUAUAAGUUGUAACAAAGCUAAAGAACGGGCGUAGGAACCCUCACAAAUCUGGGGGGGACAGCAUUUAACUGGGUGUGGCAAUGUGAAGGCGGAGCCACAAAAAGGGAGGAGACAAAGAGGGUGGAGACAAAAAGGGGUGGAAAGGUGUUAUCCACCAUAAGGUGAUUUUAGUAUGUACCUGCCAGACAGUAAUGGACAUGCUUAGAAAGCAUCUGUGCUGAUUUCUUUUUGUGAACUGGCUGUUUCCUGUUGAAGUUCCCUCUCUCGAACUACAUGUCCCAGAAUUCCUUGUUUGUAAGUGUGAGGUCACUUUUCUCUCCCCCACACAUCAGUCACCCCACCCAUUCAACCACGGGUGUGCUGACUUCCAUGCUCUGCUGUAAUCAAUAGACCAGUGUUUUCU